AACCAAGGGGGUGGAGUUAGACAAACUCCACUCACGGACCAGAGUCAAACCAGAUUGUUCUGCAGAGACACGGACCGAUAAACAGACGAUCAGAUUCCCCUUCAGACCAAACUAACAACUUCCUUUGAGUGAGUUCAGCUAUAGGAGAGAAAAGUGGAAAACUACAACACUGCUGCUUCAACCUGCUGACGCUCCACACUCUGAAGCUUCUCCAAGAGACAAAAUGGCUUCCAGAUCAGAGGAGGAUCUCUGCUGUCCGGUCUGUCAUGACGUUUUUAGAUAUCCUGUUCUUCUGGCAUGUAGCCACAGCUUCUGUAAAGACUGUCUGAGGAGAUGGUGGAGACAGAAAGAAGCACGCGAGUGUCCAGUUUGUAAGACAGUAUGUUCAUGGAAGAAACCACCAUUUAACCGGGCGUUAAAUAACAUGUGUCAGACCUAUUUGUUGGAGAGAGAUCAGAGAGAUUCAGAGGCUCUCUGCAAUCUGCAUGCUGAGAAACUGAAACUCUUCUGUCUGGACCAUCAGCAGCCAGUGUGUGUCGUUUGCAGAGAUUCACAAAUACACAGCAACCACAGAUUCAGACCCAUCGAUGAAGCUGCACGACAACACAAGAAGGAACUUCAGGAAACUCUGGAGCCUGUAAAGAAGAAGUUAAAGGUUUCUGAAGAUAUUAAAGUGAAGUUUGAUCAAACAGCAAAACACAUUAAGGUCCAGGCCCGACACACAGGGAGGAAGAUUAAGGAGCAGUUUCAGAAGCUUCGCCAGUUUCUAGAUGAGGAAGAGGAGGCCAGGAUGGCUGCACUGAGGGAGGAAGAGGAGCAGAAGAGUCAGAUGAUGAAGGAGAAGAUGGAGGCUCUGAGCAGAGAGAUAGCAGCUCUUUCAGACACAGUCAGAGCCACAGAGGAGGAGCUGAGAGCUGAAGAUGCUGCAUUCCUGCUCAACUACAAGGAUGCAGUGGAAAGAGUCCAGCAGCGCCCCCUGCUGGAUGAUCCACAGCUGCCCUCAGGAGCUCUGAUAGACCAGGCCAAACACCUGGGCAACCUGACCUUCAACAUCUGGAGCAAGAUGAAGGACAUGGUCUCCUACACUCCUGUGAUUCUGGACCCAAACACUGCUGAUCCAAGACUCAUCCUGUCUGAAGACCUGACCAGCGUGAGACGAGGAGAGGAGCAGCAGCUUCUUGGGAAUCCAGAGAGGUUUGAUAAAUUCCCGUCUGUUCUGGGCUCUGAGGGCUUCAACUCAGGGACCCACAGCUGGGAUGUCGAGGUUGGAGACUGUUCAGUCUGGUUUCUGGGUGUGUUAGCAGAGUCUGUCCAGAGGAAGGGACUCAUCCAGUCUGGAUUAUGGACAAUGGGGUUGCAUAAAGAUAAAUACUCAGCAUGCUCACUAGGUUCAUCCACAGUUCUCAGAGUGCAGAAGAAGCCCCAGAGGAUCAGAGUGAAUCUGGACUGGAAUAUUGGAGAGCUGUCGUUCUGUGAUCCUGAUACUAACACACACAUACACACCUUCUCACACACUUUCACUGAGAGGAUGUUUCCAUUUAUUUUCACUGGGAAUAAACUGCAGAUAUCACCUCUGAAGAUCCGUGUGACAGUAGAACAGAACAGUUAGAGAUAAAUAUUCAUGGUGUUUAUUUCUUAAAGGGGAAAAGUCUCUGAAUUUAACCUGUUGAGCUGCAUCUGCUCCUUCUGGAGGGGCAGGUGCAGCUCAACAGGUCUCAUUAUUCCAAAAAUGUUCUAUUCUUCUUAGAUUUAUUGUCAGCUUUUGUUUAUAUUAUCGAUCUAAAAUUAUUUCAUUUAGUUUCUGAUUUAUAGUUUCAGGUUCGUUUAAACUGUUUAUGUGUCAUUUUAAAUUGUUUGUUGUUUUUAUUAUUAUGACUUGUGUGUGUGAAGCCAUGAAGACCAGGAACCACUUCUAGGAAGCUGAUUUCACACUGUAAUUUACUUCCAGCUUCCUGUAGCAGCAUCUAAAAACAACCCAGUCGUCACUAAUACUAUUAAUAUUUGGCUUCACUUCAGCAAACACUACAGUUUACACAGAGCUUCAAUCCAAAUCAGUCCACUGGUCCUAAACAUUCAGUUAGUGUCCCAGUCCUGUUCAGAACUGCAUUUUAACAAUUGGCCCUUCAGUUGCCUCGAAGAAGUUAUCUCUUUGAUUUUUAUUAUUUUUUAUUUUUGUAUGUUCUUUUUGUUAUUUAGUUUGAAAAUCAGGUUUUUGUUUAUAUUGUCAAUCUAAAAUUAUUUCAUUUAGUUUCUGAUUUAUAGUUUCUGGUUUGUUUAAACUUUUUAUAUCUUGACUUUGCGAUGGAAAUUCUGCAUGGACACGACCAAUACUAAAGGAAAACACAUAAUAAAUUAAAGCUGAAAUCAGUGUUGGACGGGCCCUUGCACGUGAAGCGCUCUUAUCAGGGCGGGACUCUUAUCAUUCUUGUAAAGUUUGGUACAGAUAUGAGCAUGUGCACUGAAAUUACUACAACUUCCUGUUUCAUGGUGAAACAUUGAUUUUCGAUGACACGGACGGGAAAAGUUUUUAUUUUUCAUCUCCAAUAUCUUUUCAUUGCACAGCGAAAAUUUUAAGGUCGAUUUGCUUAAUUGUCUUGGAGGAGUUCAAUGAUGAUUCAAGUUACUCGGUUAUAUUUAUCUAGUAUUCAGAUAGAGAGAGAUAUAUAUAUAUAUAUAUAUAGUAUUCAGAUCCGUUACUUUAAGAGAAAGUUAUAAUAACUUACUGUAAAAAUACUCUAUUACAAGUAAAAGUCCUGCAUUAAAAAUGUGACUUAAGUAUAAUCAGGUAGAGAAGAGUAAAAGCACUCACUGCAGAAAGAAAAAUGUUUUUUGACUGUUUUAAUCUUUUAUGCAUGUUGUAUUAUUACUGUUUAUGUCUUUUAUAUUUGUUUGUUUUUUAUCCUUAACUUGCUCUUAUAUGUAAGUCUGUCCAUGGACUAAUAUAUAAAUUGGAGAUAAAGAGGAUCAUAUUCAUGUUGUUUAUUUCUUAAAGGGGAAAAGUAACCUGUUGAGCUGCAUCUGCUCCUUCUGUUGUCUCAUUAUUCCAAAAAUAUUUUAUUUUUCUUAGAUUUUUUUUAUUUAUUUUUUUACAUUCUUUUUGUUAUUUAGUUUGAAAAUCAGCUUUUUGUUUAUAUUGUCGACCAUUUCACAUCUAAAAUUAUUUCAUUUAGUUUCUGAUUUAUAGUUUCUGGUUUGUUUAAACUUUUUAUGUGUCAUUUUAAAUUGUUUUUUUUUUUUUAUUAUUAUGACUUGUGUGUGUGAAGCCAUGAAGACCAGGAACCACUUCUAGGAAGCUGAUUUCACAAUGUAAUUUACACCCAGCAACAACUCAGUCGUCACUAAUACUAUUAAUAUUUGGCCCAGAUGUAGGGUCUAGGUCUACUUUCUUGUGUUGUAGUACUUCUGUCAUUCUCUUUUAUUAAUAAAUUCUUAAAAGACAA
Molecule: messenger RNA, 3440 nt
Organism: Micropterus salmoides (largemouth bass)
Lineage: Eukaryota; Metazoa; Chordata; Actinopteri; Centrarchiformes; Centrarchidae
Product: zinc-binding protein A33-like
Exons: 2
Coding region: 224-1609 (461 amino acids)
Molecular function (GO): protein binding; zinc ion binding
Source: RefSeq, a predicted model, not a curated record